AUGUCGGUAAACCCACCUUCGGGAUCGUUCCUCAAAUGCCAUGUUUGCGUCUCAACUGAAGGCAAGAUCUGGAAAAAAGUUAUGCUAUGUAGUACCGAAAAAUCGAAUGACCUAGAAGAAACCCUUGUGAGUCUACAGAAACUUCUGGAGAAGGAAAGUGUGCCGCCCAAAGUUAUUUGCAGGGGAUGCAAAAUGCAGCGUUAUUGCAGCGUAUCCCAUCUCCUGAAAGAUCGUCCGGAACACCAACCCGUCUGCCAGGUGCUAAGGGAUCUGCAGAAGUUCAGGAAGAUCGAUCAUCCGCUGCUGCUGCACGGCAGGAUCUCCGAUCGCCGAAUGCUGCAGUUCGUCAUUUCCCAGCUUAAGCUGUUUGUGUGGACCAAGUUGGGCAGACCGCUCCUCCCGCGGGAGCAUCAACUUCUGGGGGAACCCGCCGUUUGCGAUAUCUGCUUCAGUACUGGAGCUUUGCAGGACUGCGAUGGAUGUGCCGGAGUGGCCUUCUGCUCCGCCGAGCACCACAAACUAAUCGGGGAAUAUCACACUCCAAAGGAUUGUCGAACUCUGGCCAUGAUCGCAACUCCUUUCCGUCAAUUGGACAGCAUUGUGAAUAUCAGGCACUUCUACAAAGGAUGUAGAAUUAAGGAGAGCCAUCUCAUUGAGGCCUUCCGCAAAGCCACCAACGUGAGGAUUAGCCCGACACCUUGGUCCGAUCUGGAAUCGUACCAGCUAUUCGCCACCUGUUCCUCCUUCAGCGGCAUCGGCAGCCUUUGCCUGGCCCUCACCCACAUUUCCUGGAUCCCUCAUCCGGAUAAAGCUGUCAUCGUUUACGUGGUGGGCGCCACCAAGGAAACGUUAAUAUACUUCCAGGAUAUGCACUUGAAUUUCCUGUUUCUGCAGUAUCCAAACAUUCGCCACUUGGAGUUGCACUUCAUCGGGAAAACAAUUGGUCAAUUCGGGAAAAUCGAAAUUUCAUUCCCUAAACAGCAGGUGAUAAAACACUUUUAUCCCCUGUCUUUCUUCCAAUUUUCAAGCAUUCUUCAUGUGGAUCCCACUUUGAUUCUUAUACUGCAACCCGAUUUCAUCGGCACUGGGACUAUAACCCAGAAUAUUGCCAAUUUUUUACAAAAAAAGGACACACUUGAUGACUGGCAGGAUUGUCUUUCAAGUAUUAUCCGAAGUUUUGGUGUUCCCAUUUGCUAUACGUCGAUCUCAAAGCUCCAGGCAAUGUCCGACUUCACAGCCAUCAAUAAGAUGGCCAGGAGUAAUAAUAUUGACAUUAAGAGGGCCUACAACAUAACCGACAAUCCCUAUCGUGAGAUAUUACCAAUCCACAAUCCCGCUCCACUGGAUCCUGAAAGGAUUGUAUAUGUCAAUAACUACCUGGAGGUUGUUUUUACCGGAAUCAAAAAGUAUUAG
Messenger RNA from Drosophila takahashii, 1413 nucleotides. RefSeq lists its product as uncharacterized. NCBI's taxonomy places the organism in Eukaryota, Metazoa, Arthropoda, Insecta, Diptera, Drosophilidae. The record is from RefSeq and is a predicted model, not a curated record.